AUGGGUAUUGAGAUUGAGCAACAAAAACAACCUUGUGUGGAGCUAUCAAAGGUUGCCGUGUCUGAUACCCAUGGCGAGAACUCGCCGUAUUUUGCAGGGUGGAAAGCAUAUGACGAAGACCCUUUUCAUGAAAAGCAUAACCCUUUGGGAGUCAUACAAAUGGGUUUGGCAGAGAAUCAAGUUUCGUUUGAUUUGUUGGAAGAGUACUUGGAGAAGCACCCGGAAACCAGAACAAGCAGUUCCGGGUUUAGGGAAAACGCGUUGUUUCAAGACUAUCAUGGUCUUAUCUCUUUCAGAAAGGCAAUGGCUUCCUUCAUGGAACAGAUUCGAGGUGGGAGAGCAAGAUUUGAUCCUCAAAGAGUUGUCAUUACCGCCGGCGCCACCGCCGCUAACGAGCUCUUAACCUUCAUUCUAGCUGAUCCCGGCGAUGCUUUGCUCGUUCCAACCCCAUACUAUCCAGGAUUUGAUAGAGAUUUGAGGUGGAGAACGGGGGUGAAGAUUGUGCCGGUCCAUUGUGACAGUUCAACCAAUUUUCAGGUGACUCGGACGGCAUUAGAGACAGCAUACAAUGAAGCUGAAUCCAAGGGGAUAAAGGUCAGAGGGAUACUAAUAACAAACCCAUCAAACCCAUUGGGUGCAACCAUUCAAAGAUCAAUCCUGGAAGACAUCCUGGAUUUCGCGACGAAGAAGAACAUCCAUUUAGUAUCCGACGAAAUCUACUCCGGCUCCGCAUUCUCCUCCUCCGAAUUCGUCAGCAUUGCAGAGAUUCUGGAAUCCAGAGACCACAAAGAUUCCGAAAGAUGCCACAUUGUCUACAGCCUGUCCAAGGAUCUAGGCCUCCCGGGAUUCCGUGUCGGGACGAUAUACUCCUACAACGACAAGGUGGUGACGACCGCCAGACGAAUGUCGAGCUUCACCUUAAUCUCCUCGCACACGCAGCAGCUCUUGGCUUCCAUGCUUUCCGACAGGGACUUCACCCAACACUACAUAAACACCAACCGCCAGAGGCUGAGGCGGCGCUACGACAUGAUAGUGGAGGGGCUAAAAGCCGCCGGAAUCGAUUGCCUGAAAGGGAACGCCGGUCUGUUUUGCUGGAUGAAUUUGAGCCCAUUCUUGAAGGAACCCACGCGGGAAUGCGAACUUGAAAUCUGGGAAAAAUUCUUGCGUGAAGUGAAGCUGAAUAUAUCACCGGGAUCUUCUUGCCAUUGCUCGGAGCCAGGGUGGUUCAGAGUUUGCUUUGCUAACAUGACUGAACAAACACUCCAAGUUGCACUCGACAGAAUCCGCCGUUUCAUGAACAACAGAACCAAGAUUAAUAAUGGGGCCAUUUAAUACCUUAAAUUCUUGAUUUUUUUAGUCACAUUUUUUACUCAAACCGCAACACUUUGACCAGUGUUUACGG
Molecule: messenger RNA, 1402 nt
Organism: Ipomoea nil (Japanese morning glory)
Lineage: Eukaryota; Viridiplantae; Streptophyta; Magnoliopsida; Solanales; Convolvulaceae
Product: 1-aminocyclopropane-1-carboxylate synthase 7-like
Exons: 3
Coding region: 1-1332 (443 amino acids)
Biological process (GO): amino acid metabolic process; biosynthetic process
Molecular function (GO): transaminase activity; pyridoxal phosphate binding
Source: RefSeq, a predicted model, not a curated record